Aricia agestis (brown argus) is the source of this 3899-nucleotide messenger RNA. RefSeq names its product nodal modulator 1. The coding region runs from base 17 to 3421 and encodes 1134 amino acids. Gene Ontology annotation, molecular function: carbohydrate binding. Gene Ontology annotation, cellular component: endoplasmic reticulum membrane. The transcript has 18 exons. Lineage: Eukaryota; Metazoa; Arthropoda; Insecta; Lepidoptera; Lycaenidae. The record is from RefSeq and is a predicted model, not a curated record.
GUGGGGAAAAGCUGAAAUGGCUUUCCUCAAUUUUCCUAAUUUUUUGAUAAUAAAUUCAUUAUUUACUUUAAGCAUUAUAACACAAUGUAGGACUAACGAUAUAUUAGGUUGCGGGGGAUUUGUAAAGAGUCACGUCAGCUUGGAUUUUUCAAAAAUCGAAAUUGGCUUGUAUACCAGGGAAGGGAGCUUGAAGGAAAAAACGGAGUGCGCUCCUACUAAUGGUUACUACUUUUUACCGCUCUACGAGAAAGGGGACUACGUGUUGAGGGUUCAUCCGCCUGCCGGAUGGAGCUUCGAGCCCUCGCACGUCGAUAUCGUCGUCGACGGCGAGACGGACCCGUGUUCCUCCAGUCAGGAUAUAAAUUUCUCGUUCAACGGGUUCGGUAUAACGGGCCAAGUGAUCACAGCCAGCCAGAAGUCUGGCCCCAGUGGUGUGAACGUGCAGCUGGUGAAUGAGAAGGGUGACGUGCGGAAUGCAGUAACCACAGCCGGUGGGGAGUUCCACUUCACCCCAGUGAUACCUGGGAAAUAUGUUGUGAAGGCCUCACACUCCAAAUGGAAGCUGGAGCCGUCACAAACAGUGGUGCAGGUGAAGGAGGGCAACACUGUGCUUCCUGUGGGAUCUCUGGCCGUCCGGGGAUAUGAUGUCACCGGGUCUGUGCACUCUUUCGGCUCUCCCAUCAGCGGAAUUUAUGUGCUGUUGUACUCAAAAGAGGAAAAUCCCAAAUUCAGAGUUGAAGGAUGCAAGACUGCCCUGCUACAAGGAGUGCCUGAUGCUCCCAUCUGUUACUCUGUGACGGAUGCCUCCGGAGAGUUCUCCUUUGGCUUGGUGCCAGCCGGAGACUAUAAGCUGCUGGCUUUGGCCAAGUCUCCCGGACAGACCACAGUCUCAUACAACAUCAAGCCUGACAUAGUCCCACUGAAUAUAAAGCAUGACAGCUUAUUUAUAAGGAAUGCUUUUGAAGUGACUGGAUUCAAUGUAGUGGGAUCUGUGCUCUCAGCCCCUGGUGGUAGCGGCAUGGCGGGAGUGCGCGUCCUGAUGGGCGGGGAACCCAUAGCCACCACCAACAAGGCCGGACAGUUUCCCAUGAGAGAUCUCAAGCCUGGCGUGUAUACUUUAACUUUCCAGCAUGAGCAGUGCGAGAUAGAGGCGACGCGGGUUCAGGUGUCGGCCGGGGGCGUAUCGGCCGUCACCGCAGCAGUCGCCCGCUGGCGCGUGUGCGGCGCGCUCGCCCCGCCCUCCGCCCGCACGGUCAGCGUGCACGCCGCACCCGACCGCCCGGUUGUCGCCACAGCUCGUGCUGAUAAUGAUGGAAAAUGGUGCACCUUCCUACCGCCCGGCACAUACUCGGCGCGCGUGGAGGUCUCAGAGCAAGAACAGAGAGAAGGCUUACAAUUCUACCCCGAGUGGCGUUCUAUAUCGGUGGGGCGGGGCGCGGUGACUGACGCGUCGUUCUCGAUGGUGCGUGUGAGCGUGCGCGGGCGAGUGCGGUGCGGCGCGCGCUGCGGACACGUGCGCGUCACGCUGCGCCCGCUCGCCGCUGACGGUAGCUAUACCGCGCCGCCGAGGACAGCGGAACUCAAGGACGAGCAGUACGUGUUCGAGGAGGUGUCGCCGGGCAGCGUGGAGGUGUCUGCGGUGUCGCGGCGCGUGUGCUUCCACGAGCCGCGCCGCAACGUGCUCGCCGCGCACGACGCCCCGCCCCUCGCCGACUUCGAGCCGCGCGGACUGCUGCUAAGACUGAGCCUGUCGCACGAAUCCGAUGUGGAGUACGAGAGCGAGACGGGCGAGCGCGGUAGUCUGGCGCUGCCGGCGGGCGAGUCGACGCGCUGCCUGCCCGCCGCCGACCGCUACACGCUGACGCCGCGCGGCUGUCACCGCAUGCGACCCGCUAGCGUCACUGUCGACAUGACGCAGCCCGGGGAUGACGCGCCGCUGGUAUCGUUCUUGGCGGAAGCGCACGCGGCGACGGUGACCGUGUCGGCGCCGAGCGGCGUGACGCGGUGUCAGCUGCUGGUGACGGUAGACGGCGCCACCGAGACGGUGAACCUCAAGCCGGUGCCGCGCGGGGACGACGUGCUGUUCGAGCACACGCUGUAUCUCGCCGAGGGUGCGGUGGCGGAGAUAGUGGCGCAGUCGCCGGAGCUGGUGUGGACGGUGGGCAGCGGGCGCGUGCGCGGCGCGGGGCGGUGCCAGCCCGCGGCGCUGCGGCUGCGUGGCGCGCGCGCGCAGUACGUGCGGGGACGCAUCGCGCCGCCCGUGUCGGGGGUUACUGUUACACUCACCGCUGACAACAUAAAGCUGACGCAGAUCACUCCAGAAGACGGCGCGUACUCGUUCGGUCCGCUCGACGCGACGCUCCAGUUCGCCGUCACCGCGCACAAGGAGUCGUACUCGUUCGGCGAGCGCCGGCCGAAUGGCGACAUCCCGGCGCAGAAGCUGGCCGAGAUUAUCGUGGAACUGGUCGAUGAUGCUGAUGGAACACCACUUGAGGGCGCGGUGGUGUCUGCGAGCGGCGGUCAGUUCCGUCGCAACGUGGUGUCGGACGCGGGCGGGCGCGUGCGGCUGACGGCGCUCGGCGCCGCGCAGUACUACGUCAAGCCCAACAUGAAGGAGUACAAGUUCGCGCCGCCGCACCACAUACACCAGCUGCCCGAGGGCGAGACGGUCAAGCUGACCUUCCGCGGCACACGCGUGGCGUGGUCCGCGGUGGGUCGCGCGGUGACGUUGGGUGGUGCGGGCGCGGCAGCGGCCCUGCGUGCGCGCCCCGCCCCCGCCAGCGCCGCGGACACGCGCUGCGCCGCGCAGGAGGCCACCGCUGAUUCCGAGGGACACUUCCGUAUCCGCGGUCUGCAGCCGGGCUGCGUGUACACGAUAGAGCUGAAGGAGUCCGCCGAGCAGCUCGAAUUGGCGCGCGCGCCGCCACCAAUUGAGGUGCGAGGCGCGGACGUGACGGGUCUCCGUCUCGUGGUGUACCGGAGCACACUCGCCACCGACAGCAGCGUACUUAUCCGCGCCCCCGCCGACGCCUACCGCUCCCUGCGCCUCACCCUGGCGCCCCAGGGCGGCGGCGCCCUGCUCACCCUGCGCCCCGAGCCCCCCGCGCCCCUCGUGCAGCUGCCCCGCCUGCCCGCCGACAACAAGACCUAUGUGGUGACCCUGGAGACGCCGCGCGGCGAGAUCGUGCGGGAAUUUGUCUCGGACGGCGUCUACAAACACUUCGAUUUGGAGUACAAGCCCGAGGUCCGCGGCGGGUCGCAGGAGGUGCGCGGGGGGUCGAUGCCGCUGCUGCUGCUGCUGGGCGUGGUGGCGGCGCUCGUCUGGCAGCGAGACCGCCUAGUCGCACUCGUCACUAAGGCGGCCGCGCUCAGACAGGAGAGAGCCAAGGUGGAGGGACGACAGAGGAAGAAGCAGCAGUAGACGGUUCCAUAGGGGUGAUAAAAAAAUAGCGCUAGAGGAUUUAGGCUUCAGGCUCGAAAUCAAGAUCAGACGCGGGCGUGUUCCAAUGUAUAGAUUUAUAUGGACACGCCUUGAAAGCCGCUCGCCGCGUGGCGUGGCUUAUCCGUAUAAUUCUAUACAUGAAUUGGGACGUGCCACUCCCGCCCCGCCGCCCGCUGAUUUAGAGACUGAAGCCUGAUAGUUAAAACGACCUCAUUCCGAAGUAAUAUCAGAAACGUAAAAUGAUAGAGCUAAAUUUAUAUCCAUAUGGAGUGUGGACAGGAACGAUUUAAUAGGAGUGUGUCAGUUUUUUACAUCUUUCGAUCUAAGACUGAACUGUUUUGAGCUAUUUUACUGGUGUCAUGUAUUUGUGUGAAACAUAAAGUUUUUGGUAUAUUACCUUACCGGCCGCCUAGACGAGCAAUUUUAUUGUCAAUAUCACGCUUCAAUUUCAUUGAAC